Penicillium macrosclerotiorum is the source of this 819-nucleotide messenger RNA. RefSeq names its product enoyl-CoA hydratase/isomerase family protein (gene sidH). The transcript has 2 exons. Gene Ontology annotation, cellular component: mitochondrion. Gene Ontology annotation, biological process: fatty acid beta-oxidation. The record is from RefSeq and is a predicted model, not a curated record. The coding region runs from base 1 to 819 and encodes 272 amino acids. Gene Ontology annotation, molecular function: enoyl-CoA hydratase activity. NCBI's taxonomy places the organism in Eukaryota, Fungi, Ascomycota, Eurotiomycetes, Eurotiales, Aspergillaceae.
AUGACGCUGAAAUCAAGAACCCAGGAAUAUCGGCAUUUUAGCGUGUCAUUUCCGCAUGAACGAGUAGUUCAAGUCACAUUGAACCGACAAGAUCGGUUGAACUGCAUCAACAAGGCGACCAGUCGAGAAAUACAGGAAAUAUGGGAACUCUUCGAUCAGGAUGAAAGCUUAUGGGUCGGCAUCAUCACAGGUUCUGGGAGAGCUUUUUGUACCGGAGCCGACCUUCAUGAAUGGAACGAAAUGAAUAGAAACGGGGUUGUUAAUGAUAUGAGCGCCCCUGGUUUGGCUGGUCUGCCUCGUCGGAGCGGCAAGAAACCUAUUAUUGCAGCAGUCAACGGGAUUUGUAUGGGAGGAGGGUUUGAGAUGGUGGCAAAUUGCGAUCUCGUUGUAGCGUCAUCAUCUGCAAUUUUUUCGCUGCCGGAAGCGAAGCGAGGGAUUGCAGCCGUCGCAGGCUGCCUACCACGAUUGACACGGACACUUGGAUUACAGCGCACGAUGGACUUGGCACUGACUGGCAGGAAUGUGACAGCCAAGACUCUCUAUGAAUGGGGCCUCGUAUCCCGUCUGGUCAACUCAGGGGAAGAUGUGGCUCAGGCCGCCCUUACACUUGCGCAGGAAAUGUGUGAAAACAGCCCCGACUCGCUUAUUGUCAGUCGCCAGGGAAUUCGCUUGUCCUGGGAGUCAAGCAAGGUAGAGGAUGCAGUUAAAAUUCUGGAAAACGAAUGGUACCCUCGCCUGAUGGCUGGCGCCAACUUUCGUGAAGGUAUUCAAGCGUUUGUGGAGAAGCGACCGACGAAAUGGGUCAAUUCAAAGCUUUAA